This is a messenger RNA of Anguilla rostrata (American eel), 3412 nucleotides long. Its product is annotated as beta-1,4 N-acetylgalactosaminyltransferase 2-like. Gene Ontology annotation, molecular function: acetylgalactosaminyltransferase activity. The transcript has 10 exons. NCBI's taxonomy places the organism in Eukaryota, Metazoa, Chordata, Actinopteri, Anguilliformes, Anguillidae. Bases 126 to 1535 code for a protein of 469 amino acids. The record is from RefSeq and is a predicted model, not a curated record. Gene Ontology annotation, biological process: UDP-N-acetylglucosamine metabolic process; UDP-N-acetylgalactosamine metabolic process.
CCGGAUAGACCGCCUAGUUUUAGGUACAAGAGGCUACCUGCGCAUAUGAAGCGCUGAAGGAAAUAUAGCCUACGCACCACCAGAGUUUUAGCCAUCAUCAUCAUCAUCACUUUUUGUUAUACAGCAUGAUGAGUUCCAGUAGCUUGGUGAAAUUUAUGCUUUUUACUUCCUUUGUGAUAUUAUUGACUUUACUAUACUUUUAUCAAGAAAAGAUAACAUGUUCAUCGCCACCGCUUCCAAGCAUUCAGAGCCUGAAGGUCCAGUCUCAACAAGUUCCCUGCUCCUGCCUCAAUGGGGCCACAGCUCUGAAGAACUACGUCAACAAGGAUAAGUUUGAUGACAUCAUCAGACGGAGGGCGGAGGAGUACAAAAAGCAUCAGAUACGGAAAAAGCCACCACCAAGCAAAGUUCUGUUAGCGCAAGCUAACUCUCCUCUGCAAUAUCCAAUCCAAGGAUUCACAGUUAUUCCUCUUCAGAAGAGCCUCAUACCAGGUUUAAGUGUACAUGCUGUCGAAAAGCAAAAUUACCAGGUGACACUGAGCGCGAGCGGUGGUGUCCUGGCAGUGGAAAGUCUUCAGGAAAAGGACCAAGUGCAGGGACAGGGUGAGAAGGUUCUCUCCAUUUCUACCUCCAGCCUGCAGUCUCUCAAUGACCUGCUGGGUCGGGUCUCCUACAGAAGCACUGUGUACAGCAUCAAGUCUGGAGACCUGGUACACUUCACCUUUGAUCAGUACAAGGCCGUCUUCCCCAUUGAGAUCCGACAGCCUACAGUGCCAGUGCUGUACGACCUUGGAGAGGGUAUCAGUUCUCAAGUAACAAUAACAACUAAGACCUUCCUGAGAUACAACCAACUGAACUAUCUCAUCAGAAGUAUAAGAAAUGUUUACAAAGACAUCAAAAUCAUUGUUGCGGACGACAGCUUCAACCCACAGAAAGUGAACGGCAGCAACAUUGAGCAGUACUUCAUGCCACCUGCACAGGGCUGGUUUGCUGGCAGGAACCUUGCCAUCUCACAGGUCACCACCAAGUACUUCCUGUGGGUGGACGAUGACUUUGAGUUCAUAGACAACACAAAGAUUGAGAAAUUUGUUGAAAUCAUGGAGGCUGUGCCUGAACUGGAUGUGCUGGGUGGAUCUGUAGGCACAAAUGCCUUUACUUUCAAAGUCUUGUAUGAGGAGGGGGAUGAGGAAGGUGGCUGUUUGAGUAAAAUCCCAGGAAACUACCAGCCGGUUCCGGGCAUCCCAAACUGCUUCUACACCUCUGGGGUUGUCAACUUCUUCCUGGGCCGGACAGACGCCGUGCGCAGAGUGGGCUUCGACCCACUGCUGAAGAGAGUGGGCCACUCAGAGUUCUUCAUGGACGGGCUGGGGGAGCUGCUGGUGGCGAGCUGUCCCGAUCUGUCGAUCGGACACCAGGCCAAAAGAGCGGACACGAACGGCGAGUAUUACAAGUACCGCAUGCCGCCCAGGAGCGACACCGACAGCAAGCUGGCGCUCCACUUCUUCAAGAAUCGGCUGAAGUGCGUCAAGUACUGAAACAGCCGAGAAGGACUUGCGUGCGCUUCAGGGAGCGCCGUUCAGGGAUAUGUGUGUAUUUACAUCCACAUCUUAAAAACCACUACUGUGCGUUACAUUCUGGUCCCUAACCGGGCCUCCGUCUGCACAAGGAAUAGUGCAUUUUUUAAAUUAUUAUUUAAAUGUUUAAAGAAAUGUGUAUUUGAAUUCAAAUGUGAUUGCUGGCAGUGUAUUGUUUGCAGGCGCGUCUUAUGCGACCCACUUAGCAUUUCAGGGGUUAAUUAUGCCUGAGUGUAGGCCCUGGGUAAUUUCAGAGGGGUUUUUAAUCAGGCAUAUUUUUUAACAGCAUAUUUGAUAUGUACAUAAUUCUUACAGGUGUAAUUUGCUUAGGGAUAGGACCACAGCCAUGGGAAAUGUGAUCCCUUUUUCUUCACAUGAAGCAUGUGUUUGUAGUUAAUUCUGUGUGUAUGUGUGAAAUUUGUGCGUAUUGUGCUCGAUAUGCACAGUGCCUUGUAUCACACACUGAGACUAAGGACCAUUCCGUCCCCUGGUACCCUUUUUUAAUUAUCCUUUCUGAAAUUGUCAUUCUCCGACUGCACAGUGCUGAUCCAGGCAAAUCAGCCUCCUCCGUUUUUCCUUUACUUUCCAUCUCAGCGGCCUGAGUCGUUUAAAGGCGGCGUCGCCCGCAUAGCGUUGUUGACCGAUGGCGUUCGCCGCGGCGGGUGGCGGGGGGGGGGGGGGGUGGUUGCGCCCGACGGCGUCUGAAAGGACGAAGGACGCGUACGCGCAUCGGGAGAAGGGCGACUUCGACAUCGAAGCUCCCCCCUCCUUCGGUUGCUUUGCUUUUUCAAUAAUAGCAACAAUGACGCAUCCCUCCGAUGAAUUCCGCGGAGGUACGUCGACCGCAUUAAUCCAGUCGCUACGGCGACGCCUGGUGGACAAUCGCAAUGACUCUUGAAUAAACAGUUGCGGAAAAAAAAAAACCAAAACGCAUGGCCAAUUACAUUUCAGGAAUUUAGCAGAUCCUCUUACAUUCACGUCUCGUGUGUUAAAACAUGCAAACAGUUUACACUGCUGAAUGUUCUUCUGACACUUUUGUGGCGAGUACCUUGCUUAAAGGUACGGCUGCUGCCCGUAUUUAGUUUCCUAACCCGUAGGUAGUUUCCAUUGCCACUCACUGUUCCUGAUACGCCACAGAGUGCACUUUAAGCAAUGCUGCGUUCUCCUGUCAGAUGUCUGGAGCUAUGUGGGUGGGGCUUUCUUACUUCCUGGAUGAGAGACCCCCCCCGGAAAAGCUCGGCUGCUGCUGGUGCUGCUGCUGGUGCUGGUGCUGCUGCUGGUGCUCCGUUUGGUGGACUGGUGCGGGGGUUGGAAUGCCGUAUGGCUCAGACGACAGGCCAACCCUAACCCUUUCACCCAGGACCAGGCAGCUACCGGGACACUGUGCUGCAGGAGGCGCUGCCGUCUCCUGGAUGUGACCGAGGCCCUGACUCGCUGUGGUGAUUAAAGAUGUCACGGCACUUUACCAUGAAGAGGAGUGGGGCUGAGGUUCCGUCUACGCACAGCCGAAGUUGUGGGGCUUCCUGGUGUCCUGUGAAAUAUUCUCAGUGUAGUUUAGAUUGUUCCGGAACACUGUGGGAUGCGUGCGGAUUAUUCCGGAAGUUUGUGCAGUGAACAACGUGUCUGAGGACUGCCUUCUUUCCUCUUAAUUGUGUUUCUGCAGACUGUAGUUUUGAACCUUUGAAUAUUUUUCAUCAGAUCUAUUUUUUAUUUAUUUUGUUUUUAUCUGGGCAAGUAAUAUUUCAAAUGUGAUGAAUUUCUCUUGUAAUUGUUUAAAAUCACAGUUUUUUUUUAAGUUUUUUAAAAAUGUUCGCUUUGAAUAAACAUACUGAUUUUCA